AUGCUUUUUAAUGUCUCGGAUCAUUCCCGCGGUGCGACGCUGCCGUGGUGCGACGAACUGCUGGAUCGCGUUGCGGCACGCAGAUGGGGCUCUGCGGCUGUGAUUGUAGAGCCCGGCGUGGCGCGCAGGCCGGCUGGUGCUGCGGUGGAUUGCCCGCUUCUGCGGAUUACGCGUGAUGCGGCGCGAGCGAUGUGCGCUGCUGCUGGUGACGGCUGGAAGCCCUCCAGCGUCUGUCACGGGAUCCUUGCCAGACAGAAUUGCUCUCCGUGUGACGAUGCCCACACCCACCCCUUUGAUUUUCUUUGUCCGAUUGGCCGGGGCAACUUUGGUACGGUGCUACUUGUGCAGAGCCGGGUGCACCCAACGCGUUUUUUUGCAGCGAAGGGUGUGACGCGUCUCCUCGAGCCUUCCCCGUUUGCCGCGACGGAGCAGCGGGAUGGAGACGAGGCCGCAUUGGAGGCGUUGCGCCAGGUCUUCUCUGGCAAGAGGAGUGAACUUGUGUCGCGAUUUCCUGCGCUGGGCGAUUUUCUCCGUGAGGCGCAGGUGGCCGCCGCUCUUCCCCCCCAUUCUCACAUUGCACGGUCCCACGGUGUAGUCCUGUCACCGUGCGUCAGCAGGCGGGCGGAAGAAGUGGCUCCAUUUCCACUGCAGUGCGCGUCACCACAAGCCGCCGUUGGCGCUUACAUGCUGAUGGACUUGGGUGCUGGUGGCACGCUUGGGGAUUUUUUCCAGCGUCACGAAACGCACAUUGCGGAGGAGCACCUGGUGUGUUGGCUCGGGCAGUUGCUCAGGGGCCUGGCGUGCCUGCACAAGGGAGGGUUGAUUCAUCGCGACAUCAAGCCAUCGAACAUCCUUGUGCGUCGGCGUGCUUCUUUGGCAUGGGAGAGUGACGUCGAGUUAUUUUUUGUGGACUUUGGCAUUGCCGCGCUGGUCGCGGAUUCGAGCUGCGAAACUGAACUCACCGUCAUUGGGUCUGGCGUGUACUGCCCGCCCGAAAUUGCGAAAUACUGGGGCUACCGCAAGCGUUGCCCGUAUUCAUACGCCUCCGACGUGUGGAGCACCGCAGCGGUGUUUUACUUGUUCCUCACAUGCGGUGCUGCGGGUGUGGACGAUGGCAUGGCCGCCGUCUUUUCAACCAACGCCUCACCGUCUGCCGACGUUGCAGUGACGGCCCAGUUCCGUGUGGCGCGCGGAGAGUACCCGACGCUGGCGGUGCUGAAGCAGGUUCCUCUCUUGGACGACGAAGCCCUCCGUCUUGCCAUGGAGAAGCUUGCGGCACGGCGUGCUGGCCACACUGCCGGAGGUGGUGCCGAUGGGGAGCCUGAGGGAGUUGACUACACGCGGUACACGACCGUGGACGGCGAGGGCACACAAGCUUGUCCGUGUAAGGACACAGGUGUGUGGCCCGCCUGGGUCUUUUCUCCGGGCAUCCAACUGAUGGCAAGGCGCCUGCGUGUGAGGGAGCUCUCGUUGGAGUUCCUGAGCCUCAUCGAUUCCAUGAUGGCGGUGAACCCUGCGGAUCGUCCGACGGCGGAAGCCGUGCUGCUGGACUCGCCCGUGUUUGGAAUGCGGAUGCCGUGGUGGGAGAAGGUGGUGGAGAAGGCCGUGCGGCGCGUUGUGGAGGGCAAAGAGAAUGUGCUGCUGGAUGUGUGCGUCGGUGAUAGCGACGAGGAAGAGGAGGAGGACGAGGAGGAGGCCGCACUUGUACGGCGCACCAUGAUGCCUCUUGUUUUGCCCGCGGAGAACCACGGCUACGUUCCACACAACGUAAUCCAUUGGUGGAACGUGGACCUCACAAGAGGCGAGCCAGAUCACACGAAGUGGCUUUCGCCCACCUCGCUUCUCGCUUCUCUCCUUACAACGGUUCGGGAUCUGACCGGGCUUGAGGCAACGCGUGAUGCACAGGACCCCGUUCUUCGAGAGGUGCCGUUGUACACCGCCACUUCGCUGCAGUUUGUUGAGCGUGUGUGCGCGCCCGUUCGCGGUACCGAUGUUUCAGCCAGGAAAAUUGAGGACGGGCCCCUUUUCCGGGAGCUUGAGGCUGGCGGCCACAGCACUGGCUUCUUUAUUCAUGUGCAGAUAAGGAUACGUGCCAUCGCUAGGGCCAGGCAGGUACUGAUGGCGAACGGCUGGGCCGAGGAGGAGGAUGUGGCGGACCAGGAGGAAAUGGCUAGGCGUGCCAUGGAGGAGUUGGUAGCCACGACGGAGAAGUGGCUUCUCAGCCGCGAGGCGACCACCGGUGUGGCGGCUCUCCACGUGUUGCCAUGGGUGAGUUGGCACCUCAACGAGGAGGAGGCCGGCACGGACGGAAGCACGCAGCACUGCUUCAUUGUGGAGUACGCAGCUGCAGGGCCCGGAGACGGGCAGCCGCAGCCGUGUGCCAAUGAAAGCAGUGUUACGGGGGAGCUCUCUAGCGUUUUUCGCGACUGGCGAGCCAACUUGACGGAUGGCCUGCAGAGACUGUGUUGCGACGACGCCACUGCCCCUGACGAGACGACGCAUGACGGAGCGUCCAAUGCUCCACGCGGCGGCCUCAGGUUGGAGGAAAAACUUGAGGCGGUGCUGGAUGCUCUUGAGGCUGUAGAGUCGGAGCUGGUGGAGAGACAGAAACGGAACGAGGCGCACCAGGGACUACUUCAAGGCCACGUGGUUCACUGGCUUAGCGUGAGAGCUGCGCCCUCCGUGGAGAGGUGCAUGGAGACUCUUCAGGGCGUGUGUGGCGGCGGAGACGUGUCCUCACAACAGAUACACGAGUGGAUAUUGACCACUGUCUUCACAAGCGAGGGUGCGAUGGCCUUGAUGCCGGUUCGACGCAUCUAA
Trypanosoma cruzi is the source of this 2820-nucleotide messenger RNA. Its product is annotated as serine/threonine protein kinase, putative. Bases 1 to 2820 code for a protein of 939 amino acids. The transcript has a single exon. Gene Ontology annotation, molecular function: ATP binding; protein kinase activity. Gene Ontology annotation, biological process: protein phosphorylation. NCBI's taxonomy places the organism in Eukaryota, Euglenozoa, Kinetoplastea, Trypanosomatida, Trypanosomatidae. The record is from RefSeq and is a predicted model, not a curated record.